UGAUCAUUGGUUAGCUGGACUGUUUAUCAAAUUACAUCCGGGACAAUAUUUCUAGUGAUUGGUGUGAAUGGAAGUGGGACUAAGCAGUCUCUGUACUUCCAUUCGGAACUAUUUCUGUCUAUCUAGUGUUAUAAAGGGAAGGUUUGCGAAGAUCUGUUCGGUGAUUGGCUUAUCUGGGUGGACCCGCCGUAGAGCUGGGCUUUCCGUGUGGCGAUUGGCUCACAAGUAGGCGGGCUUAGUAGCGUCAGAGGCGGUGUCAAGGGAGGCGGCCGCUCUAGAAAUGGCAGAGAGCGAGAGGAGGGGGCUUGGCUGCUGGAGCCCCGCAGAGUGGGGGCAGCGGUUGCUUCUACUGCUGUUCGUGGGCAGCUGUUCGGGGCGUAUUCACCGGCUGGCGCUGACGGGGGAGAGGCGAGCAGACAUCCAGCUCAACAGCUUUGGCUUCUACACCAACGGUUCCCUGGAAGUGGAGUUGAGCGUCUUACGUCUGAACCCCCAGUUGACAGAAGAGAAGUCGCCGUUGGUGGGGUUCAGUCUCAGCCGUGUGCGAUCUGGCAGCGUCCGAUCCUACUCAGCCCAGGAGUCCCACGAAUGCCCACUCCGAAGAAACACUAGCAACUUCCUGGUCUUGUUCCUCAUCAACACCAAGGAUCUGCAGGUCCAGGUGCGGAAAUAUGGGGCACAGGAGAAGCUGUGCAUCUCCCCUGGGCUCCUCUCCAGUGUGCCUGCUAGACCUGGCCUCCCACAGGCGGCGCCCGCGGUCACUCCCGAGAUGGACAGCGGAAACUCCACAGCUGCUAAAGCCAUGGCUAAACCUGCCGGGUCUCAGGGUCCCCUUGAGAAGAACAAGGACCUGGUGUUGGACCUGGGCCAUGUCAAUGACUCCUACAACUUCAGCUUCCACAUGGUGAUUGGCUCCAGGGCUGAGGAGGGCCAGUACAGCCUUAACUUCCACAACUGCCAUAACCUGAAGCCCGACCAAGAACACCCCUUCGACCUCACGGUGAUGAUCCGGGAGAAGAACCCCGAGGGCUUCCUGUCUGCCGAGGAAAUUCCGCUCUUCAAGCUCUACCUGAUCAUGUCUGCCUGCUUCCUGGCCGCUGGCAUCUUCUGGGUGAACGUGCUCUGCAGGAACACGUACAAUGUCUUCAAGAUCCACUGGCUCAUGGCGGCCCUGGCAUUCACCAAGAGCAUCUCGCUCCUCUUCCACAGUAUCAACUACUACUUCAUCAACAGUCAGGGCCACCCCAUCGAGGGCCUUGCUGUCAUGCACUACAUCACGCACCUGCUGAAGGGCGCGCUCCUCUUCAUCACCAUUGCCCUGAUUGGCUCUGGCUGGGCCUUCAUCAAGUACGUCCUCUCCGACAAGGAGAAGAAGAUUUUCGGGAUUGUGAUUCCCCUGCAGGUCCUGGCCAACGUGGCCUACAUCGUCAUGGAGUCCCGAGAAAAGGGUGCCAGCGACUAUGGGCUUUGGAAGGAGAUCCUGUUCCUGGUAGACCUCAUAUGCUGUGGUGCCAUCCUCUUCCCAGUGGUCUGGUCCAUCCGGCAUCUCCAGGACGGAUCUGGCACAGAUGGGAAGGUGACAGUGAACCUGGCCAAGCUGAAGCUGUUCCGACACUACUAUGUCAUGGUCAUCUGCUAUGUCUACUUCACGCGUAUCAUUGCCAUUCUGCUGCGGGUGGCUGUGCCCUUCCAGUGGCAGUGGCUGUACCAGCUCUUAGUGGAGGGCUCCACGCUGGCCUUCUUUGUGCUCACCGGCUACAAGUUCCAGCCUACCAGAGACAACCCGUACCUGCAGCUGCCCCAGGAGGACGAGGAGGACAUCCAGAUAGAGCAAGUGAUGACGGACUCGGGGUUCCGGGAAGGCCUCUCCAAAGUCAACAGAACAGUGAGCGGACAGGAGAAGGUGUGACCACCGCCAUUGCUGGGGCCAGCCAUUUCCAGCCGUCCUCUUCCUACCCAGCCUCCUGCCUCACCCACCAGCUCAGAGCCGGUGUGGGGAGGUGGCAGGGCCAGCUCCAGGCAUCCACCUCCCCAGGAGGAGCCCAGUGAAGACAGAUGCCUCGCCCUGCCCCCCCCCCCAGGCCCCAGACCCUGGGCUGCCCUGUUCUGGCUGCGGGGCCACCCUGCACUUCCCGCUGUACAAUAAUGAUCAGUCUGUUUUUAUUA
Molecule: messenger RNA, 2166 nt
Organism: Octodon degus (degu)
Lineage: Eukaryota; Metazoa; Chordata; Mammalia; Rodentia; Octodontidae
Gene: Gpr108
Product: G protein-coupled receptor 108
Exons: 18
Coding region: 281-1909 (542 amino acids)
Biological process (GO): transport
Cellular component (GO): Golgi apparatus; membrane
Source: RefSeq, a predicted model, not a curated record